CUCUCAACGUUCUUAUUUGAUUUAGAAACUCAAAUCUAUAUCGGAUCUUGAAUCUUGAAUCUUGAAUCAGACUCAGAACCUUGGAUCUUGGAAAAUCGACGAACAUGUCUUCUCCUGGCGAAUACUAUAACUCACUUCCACCAAUAACCAAGGCUUAUGGUACUCUGUGCCUUUUCACUACAAUAGCCAAUCAGCUGGGCGUAGUUGCUCCUGUCCACAUUGCUUUUAUUCCUCAACUUGUACUUAAGCAGUUCCAGAUCUGGAGGCUGAUAUCAAACUUCUUUUUCCUCGGUGGUUUCUCUAUCAAUUUCGGAAUACGUCUUUUGAUGAUAGCAAGAUAUGGAGUUCAACUCGAGAAAGGGCCAUUUGAAAGGCGGACGGCAGACUUUUUGUGGAUGAUGAUCUUUGGAUCCUUUACUCUCUUGGUAUUAUCAGUCAUACCGUUUUUCUGGACGCCUUUUCUUGGAGUUUCUCUUGUGUUCAUGCUUCUAUAUCUCUGGAGCCGGGAAUUUCCAAAUGCCAACAUCAGCCUAUACGGUCUUGUCACUCUCAAGGCUUUUUACCUCCCAUGGGCAAUGCUAGCACUCGAUGUUAUCUUUGGUUCUCCAAUCAUGCCAGAUCUUCUUGGCAUCAUAGCCGGACAUCUAUACUACUUCCUAACAGUUCUCCAUCCUCUUGCUACCGGAAAAAACUACCUGAAAACCCCAAAAUGGGUUAAUAAAAUCGUAGGAAGAUGGCGAAUUGGAGCUCCGGUAGCAAGUGUUCGACAAGCAGGUGGUGUAGGAGCAGCAGGACCCGGUGCUGGAGGGGGAGUAGGAGGAGGAGGAGCUUAUUCAAGCGCUCGUGCCCCACCAGAGAGUUCAAACACAGCAUUCAGAGGACAUCACCUUACCGCUGCUGCUAUCGUUGGUCAUGAUGGUAGCGUCUGGGCUCAGAGCUCCAACUUCCCUCAGUUCAAGGGACAAGAGUUCAGUGAUAUUAUGAAAGAUUUCGAUGAACCGGGUCACUUGGCACCAACAGGGUUAUUCCUAGCAGGAGCUAAGUACAUGGUUAUCCAAGGCGAGCCCGGUGCUGUAAUCCGUGGCAAGAAGGGAGCGGGAGGCAUAACAAUAAAGAAAACAGGACAGUCAUGUGUGUUUGGGAUCUACGAAGAGCCAGUGACACCAGGACAGUGCAACAUGGUCGUCGAAAGGUUGGGUGAUUACCUCCUCGAACAGGGUCUCUAGAAUCAAUUCUUACAAUGUUC
This is a messenger RNA of Arabidopsis arenosa, 1246 nucleotides long. The record is from the annotation of a GenBank genome assembly. NCBI's taxonomy places the organism in Eukaryota, Viridiplantae, Streptophyta, Magnoliopsida, Brassicales, Brassicaceae.